Messenger RNA from Microplitis demolitor, 1119 nucleotides. RefSeq names its product glutamic acid-rich protein-like. The record is from RefSeq and is a predicted model, not a curated record. The transcript has 3 exons. NCBI's taxonomy places the organism in Eukaryota, Metazoa, Arthropoda, Insecta, Hymenoptera, Braconidae. Bases 1 to 1119 code for a protein of 372 amino acids.
AUGAGGGAAUGGAGCUUGGAAAAUGAGGUGGAAAGAUUCGUGAGCGAGGCGAGGAAAAGACAAGAUAAGAAGGACAAAACAAAUGAAGAAUGGAGAAGACAAGAAAAAGAAAAGCUCAUUGAAGAAAAGCCAAAAAAAAUUAAUGGAAAUGAGCUGGAGGAAGAACUAAAAGAAAGGAAGCAAAAAAGAGCAAGAGGUGAUGAAGGUGGGGAAAUAACUUACGUCGGGGGAGACGAAGAGAGUUUAGGAUCAGUAAUUGACCUAAUACUAACGCUGGACAGAGGCGAUGAGCAAGAAAUAGAGGUAAGAGUGGUGGAAAGAAUAGAGUUAGAUCAUCUACCAGUGUUGGCGAGAUAUAAGGUAAAGAGAAAUGAGGAAGAGAGUAAGGAAGGAAGCUGCAUUUCAGAGGAGGAAGAGCAGGAAGAAAUUGGAGCAAAUAAGCUGAUCUGGAAGAAAGAAAAAAUACAGGAGUAUGCAGAAGCAACGCUGGAAGCACUGACAGAAGCACUAGAGGAAAAAAGCGAGCUUGAGUGGGAGGAUAUAAAGGAAAUAGUAAGAAAAGGGGCUGAAAAAACGGGGAUGGUGAUGAAAGGAAAGAAGGACAAAGAUACAAAGGAGAAAGAAAAGUGGUACAAUAUCGAGGGUAAAAAAAAAGAAAAGAAAAAGAAAUAUAGGGAAACAAUCAAAGAGAGCAAGGAAAGGUGGAUGAUGGAAAGGUGUGAGGAGAUAAAUAACGCCAAAGACAUGACAAAAUGGUGGGAAGCCAUAAAUAGGUUCAGAGGAAGAAAGAAAAGAGCUGCAAGCAACAGUAUAAAAGCAAAACAAUGGGAAAAGCACUUUAGUGAUCUGCUGAAUGGGGAAGGCAAUGAAGAAUCGGAAGAGAAAGAAAAUGAGCCGUGGAAAGGAGAAGGUAGUAAUGAAGGAUCAGAGGAGCUGAAGCUCGAUGAAAACUUCAGCAGGAGAGAAGUGAAAGCCGCAAUAAGAAAGCUCGGGAAUCACAAAGCUCCAGGGGAAGACGGGAUGGCAGCAGAAUUUAUAAAGAACAGUGCACCAGAUGUCAUUGAAUGGAUAGGCGAAAUUAUAAAUAAAAUAUGGGACGAAGGAAGUAUGCCAGAAUGA